CGACCGCCACCACUGCCCACAACCCUUUGUUGCGUGUUCGGCGAACUGCUCGCGUUCUGUCCGAACAACUCAGCGAUUUGGACAACAACGGGCUGCAACUUCGCAAGGGUCGUCUAUCGCGCCCUGGAGAAAACGGGAGUGGGCUAACUUUCGUGCACGCUGUAACACGCGUCCGCCGGCCUUGAGCAAGCUCUGGCGCCAGAAAUCUCGGCGUCUUUGUAUCUGCCGAGCUCGUCACGACCUUUCUGAGUGCACAGCACGUAGGCUGAGUGCCAUGUCGUCGCAACAACCGCCCUACCCGCAAGCAGGGCCGUCAACGAAUCCCUACUAUCCUCCGCCGCCAUUGCCAUAUGGAUACGUUCCCAACCCAUAUGCGUACUAUGCCCCACCACCUCCAGAUAUGACAGGACCACCCCCGCACUCGCCGGGUCGCAUUCACGGACGCGGUGGCUACCGCGGCGGUGCACCAGGCUACCAACGUUACUCCUCGCAAACACACGGACAACACUUGCCGCACCAGCACCAGCACCAGCACCCGCCACCGUACCUUCCUGUACCUCAACAAGGCCGUGUGCCUCACUAUCAGCACAAGUACCCCCACCCGCAACAAGUGUCACCUAUCCCAGCCCCGUACUCCCCGACCGUCGCGCCAUAUCCCGCCCCGAACGGCGCUCCUUACCCGCAUCAUCCACACACGCCUAUCCAGCAAAACGGCAGCCCGUACUGGGCGGCGCACAACGUAUCCCAGCAACCCCUGUCGCCUUUACCAAAGCAACUCUCUAUGCUUCCUCCAGUAUCGUCGCCCCAGACUUCCUCCCCUCGCUUAUUCCAACCCGUUGAACCGACCACUAAUCCAACCGUGACACCAGUUGCUGGCGAAUCCUCGGCGUCAAUCCCGUCGCCACUGUCCGGAAAUGAGGCGUCUCAGGCUGCAUCCGCUCCCAAUCAGCCAGGGAUUGGCCCCGAAGAUGCAGUCAUGCAACCUGACCCUCCGCCGCCUUCAGAACCGGAUAUUGAAGCGGCGCCUCCGCCGCCAGAGGCGGAGGACGCUCCCGAGGCGCAGCCAUCGCCGCCUCCACCCGGUUCUCCCGACGUUCCUGAUUCUCCGCAACAGAACCAUGUCCAACUUCGGUCUACACUCCCUGCUGCGGACGAACAAUCGCCGAAUCCCGACAUCGGUGGUUGGGUGCUCUGGUCUAGGCGGCCUACGGAUCCGACCUCCGCUCCCGGCAUUAUCAUCUCUCCUCGAGCCCGCCCACCCCCGGUUGUGGUUGAGAAGGCCCUCACCUCGCGCACGCCCCCUCUGACUCCUGUGGUUGCUGAAGCUCCGCAGUUUAGGACAGCCCACGCCAUUCAGGGUCCGGCUCUUGCGCAAGACGAUGUUUUAACUGAUGUCAAUACUACUGUGGUCCCCGUCCGCGGAAAGUUCACACCGAAGGAUGCCUCUCCCAAUCUGCCCUCGUCGAGCGCUACUGAGACGGAGGCAACAGCUACGACGCCCGCCUCUCCCGUAUCAACCGCCACUUCUGUUUCUCAGGCACCCGCCGCGCAGAGCAAGGAUAUUUCCGACCCCGCUGCUCCCUCAGCCCAAACCAGCGAGAAUGAUUCCCCGCCCAAACUCUCCGAGACCCCCGCCGCUCCUGAUCCGUCUUCUGGAAUAUCUACUCCCGCUCCUGCAGCAGCUCCUCCUAAGCCCAAGCCCUCUUCCUGGGCAUCUCUACUCCGCCCCGCUGCUGAUGCCUCCGGUAAUCGCAGGCCCGGUACCCUUCCCACGUCAUCCGUAGUUGGGUUUUCCAUCCCGGCCUCUGCGCUGUCUUCUUCUGGCUCUGCGCACGGAUCUCCGUCAUCGUCUCCCUAUGCGGCUCACAAACCCGCGCUUCUGGCUCUGCUCAACGGCAAUGCAUACGGCCCACCGUCGCCGCCCCGCAUACGGCCGAGGGGCCUGAUCAACACGGGCAACAUGUGCUUUGCAAACGCGGUGUUGCAGGUCCUCGUUUAUUGCCCACCCUUCUGGAGGUUGUUCAGGGAGCUGGGCAAAUAUUUGCCCACGACCGUUGCGUUCGACGGACCGGUCGUUGGUAAGGAGAGAGAGAAGGAGAAAGAUGAGAAGAAGAGCCCGGUGCCGCUCGUGGAAGCGACAGUUCAGUUCUUGAGCGAGUUUGUGCCGGCGGAGGAUAAGGAGGGACAUGGAAAAGACAAAGACAGGGGGAGGGAAGGUGGUAAGGGAAAGAAGAGCGGGAAGGGGAGGGAGGUGAGCAUGGACGGCGAAGACGAGGACUGGGCAAUGGAUUCGUUCAUCCCGAGCACUGUGUAUGAUGUGGUGAGAGCGACGAAAAGGUUCGGUGGAAUGACGGGUGGUCACCAAGAGGACGCAGAAGAGUUCUUUGGGUUCUACCUUGACACGCUCGAGGAAGAGCUUCUGUCCAUCCUGCACUCGAUCGCACCUGAAUUGAAUGCGGCAGCAAGCCCCGCUGUUCCGGAUGAACCUCGGGAUGUAGCUGGAUCUUCGCAGCACGAAGAUGGCUGGCUCGAGGUCGGCAAGAAGAACCGGUCGGUAGUGACGCGUACAACAAAAAGCACAGAAUCCCCGAUUACACGCUUAUUCGGUGGCAAGUUCCGUUCAACGCUACGCGCCCCCCAUCAGAAAGACUCGGUCAUUGUCGAGGAUUGGCGGGAGCUGCAGCUCGACAUCUCGCGCGAGCAAGUCCAUACGAUCGCUGAUGCGCUCGCACAUCUAUCUCACCCCCAGCCGGUGCAAAUCGCCCUGCCUACCCGCCCGGGUUAUGUGGUAGAUGCCACGCAGCACGUUCUCAUUGACGCGCUGCCGCCCAUCCUGGUAUUGCACCUGAAGCGAUUCUUGUACGAUACCAAAGUGGGCGAUGUGGUGAAGAUCGGGAAGAAGGUUGCCCUCGAACCGGAGUUGGUUAUUCCUGCUGAUAUCAUCGCUCCGACCAGAAGAGCUGGCCCACCCGCACGUUACAAGCUCUUCAGCGUGGUGUAUCAUCACGGCCUCUCCGCGUCAGGGGGUCAUUACACACUCGACGUCCUUCAUCCCAACCGCGACCUUAGCACAAAACCUCGCGAGGCCUGGAUACGUAUCGACGACGAGCUCGUCUCGGAUAUCCGCCCAGAGGACGUCUUCGGUGGUCAGGAGCGUGACGAUCGUUGCGCAUACUUGCUCUUCUACCGCAAGGUCAGCGGUGGACCACGGACAUGAUCAUGGAUAAAUGCACGGAGAAUCGGUGCACGAUCUCGAUCUCGUAAUAGUUUUUAUGCUGUCCGCUACAUUCUCGUCCCACAAUAGUUGUACUGUAGCAAUCACUUUGCCCUUCAGAUCCGCAUUAAAUCUCACAGCUCAUCCUGUUCGCCUGAUGGCCCGGAUGGAAAACACGGUCGACAACUCCACCAAAUCCGCGGCAAAUGACGAUAGAGGACAUUGCGACGUUCUCGAGCGCGUGCUAGUUCGCCGGCAUGUUAAAAAACCGAGAGUCUGAUUUUGCCCGAAAGAAACCGCACGCGUGCGCUCGUAGGAGAGUCACGCAGAGGUUGCAAGAAAUUGAGGGAAAUAACUGGGUGUCCGAGCAGACCUAGCCUUCAAAGGAGAACGAGGAUUUGGUCCGGAAACAUCAACCACUUCGAAGUUCGAAACUGCGAGAGCAGUCGCGUUUCCGCACGACGCCCAAAAGCCUAGCACUGGGCGAGGUAUUGAUUUUACUGGCAAUGCGAAUCCAUACAUAUGCCGACCCAGCUCUAUAUCCUGUCCCGCUCUAGACCGCCGCUGACUUCGGAGGACCAGUCUCCUCAGGCGGGGUCAAGUACACCUGCUGGCCACCAUGUCCGUUCUCCCACUUCUGAUACCUGAGCGCAGUGAGGCCGUGCUUCUCAGCCUUGACCCGCUCGGACUCCUUGAGGGAUUGACGCAGGGCGCGAGCCGCAAUUUGCGAGUACUUGUUGUAAGUGAAGUGCUGACGCCAGGUGGAGGCCAUGGUCGACGUCGUUGAAGUGGGG
This is a messenger RNA of Punctularia strigosozonata HHB-11173 SS5, 4008 nucleotides long. Its product is annotated as cysteine proteinase. Gene Ontology annotation, cellular component: cytosol; nucleus. The transcript is spliced from 9 exons. Gene Ontology annotation, molecular function: cysteine-type deubiquitinase activity; cysteine-type endopeptidase activity. Lineage: Eukaryota; Fungi; Basidiomycota; Agaricomycetes; Corticiales; Punctulariaceae. The record is from RefSeq and is a predicted model, not a curated record. Gene Ontology annotation, biological process: protein deubiquitination. The coding region runs from base 275 to 3217 and encodes 980 amino acids.